Messenger RNA from Centropristis striata (black sea bass), 780 nucleotides. It is a transcript of the gene adat2, whose product is annotated as adenosine deaminase tRNA specific 2. Bases 119 to 679 code for a protein of 186 amino acids. The record is from RefSeq and is a predicted model, not a curated record. The transcript has 6 exons. Gene Ontology annotation, molecular function: tRNA-specific adenosine-34 deaminase activity; zinc ion binding. Lineage: Eukaryota; Metazoa; Chordata; Actinopteri; Perciformes; Serranidae. Gene Ontology annotation, biological process: tRNA wobble adenosine to inosine editing. Gene Ontology annotation, cellular component: nucleus; cytoplasm.
GCGAGUAGAGUACAGCAGCCUGAAUUUUAACCUAAAAAAGUGAAGAAAUACGCCACAAACCUUCAUCAUAAGCGAUCAGAAUAACUUCUGUUGAGUGGAGGGAAGUGUGUCAGUUGUCAUGGGAACAGAAGAGGACAGUAAAUCUGAUUCUGCGGAGAGUUUUUAUCCGACUGAUGAGGAAAUAGAGAAAUGGAUGUCCAGGGCCUUUGACAUGGCCAGAGAGGCUCUGGAGAGCGGAGAGGUGCCGGUCGGAUGUCUGAUGGUUUACAACGAUGAAGUGGUGGGGAAGGGACGCAACGAGGUCAACGAGACCAAAAAUGCAACCCGUCAUGCUGAGCUGGUGGCUCUGGACCAGCUGCGGUCCUGGGUUCUCUGCAGCCGUCUGGAUGUGAGCAGCGUCUGCAGGAGGACGGUUCUCUACGUCACCGUGGAGCCGUGCAUCAUGUGUGCUGCAGCGCUGCGCCUGCUCAAUAUCCCCGUGGUGGUGUACGGCUGCAGUAAUGAACGGUUCGGAGGCUGUGGUUCAGUUCUGGAUGUUGCUUCUGCAGAAUUACCUCAGACUGGGAACACGUUCAAGUGUGUUUCAGGUCACAGAGCAGAAGAAGCUGUGGAGAUGCUGAAGACUUUCUACAAACAGGAGAAUCCAAACGCCCCAAAACCCAAAACAAGGAAGGACUGACGAGUUUCUGCACAAAUCAGCUGAAGAUUUUUUUUAUAUUGCUUGUAUUUACCUCUUUUUUAAUGUCUUAAUUUAUAAAAUAAACAUCAUUUUACAUAAUC